GAAAAUGUUGUGAUCAGCAAAAAUAUCUAGAAGGAGAAACCAAACGCUAAUUAAAAGUCUAGGAUUAUCAUCCUAAUCAAAUUUCCUCUAUAAUCCUCAAUUUGCCAAUAAAAAAGUAGCCGUUGGAAAAAUCUUUCCAAAGCUACACCAAUUUCCCUCAAUACAAAUAGCGUGCGUAUCUUUACCUUUUCAAAAGCUAACUCACAACAAUCUUUUCUAAGAUUUUCUUCCUCCGAAAAGAUUGAAAAAAAAUCUAUUAGGGUGAGAUUUUGAUCCUUCUCUAGAUUUUGAAUCAUGAUUUCUUAUUGUGCAGCUUGCAAGUAUCUGAGAAGAAGAUGUCCUUCCGAUUGCAUCUUCUCUUCGUAUUUUCCUGCAAACAAUCCUCAAAGAUUUGCUUCUGUUCAUAGGAUCUAUGGUGCCAGCAAUGUUUCCAAAAUGCUCCAGCAACUACCAGACCAUCUGAGAGCUGAAGCAGCAUAUACUUUGUGUUAUGAAGCUGAAUGUAGAAUACAAGAUUCAGUUUAUGGUUGUGUUAAGACUAUUUUUCAAUUGCAUCAAGAAAUUCACAACGCAAAAUACCAAUUAGCUAAAACACGAGUUGCGAUCGUCCUCACAAACUCUCGCAGAGGAGGAGGAGGACAAGAAAAUCAAGUGAAUCAAAUGCAAGAAGUUCAGUCCAACUUAAAUUUCUUUCCGGACCAAACCCAUGUUGAGGCAACCCAAUUUGGUUCUUCCUCCAAAGCUCCUUGGUUUAGUUGAUUCUUUACUGUUUGCAAAAGAAUAAAAAGGUUAACAAAAUAGUGAAAUUCAUUCUGAUUCA
This is a messenger RNA of Pyrus x bretschneideri (Chinese white pear), 820 nucleotides long. Its product is annotated as LOB domain-containing protein 24-like. The record is from RefSeq and is a predicted model, not a curated record. NCBI's taxonomy places the organism in Eukaryota, Viridiplantae, Streptophyta, Magnoliopsida, Rosales, Rosaceae. The transcript has 2 exons. Bases 295 to 759 code for a protein of 154 amino acids.